GGAUUUGUUGUGCAAAAGAAAAUAACUGCUUGUACAAUCCGGAACUUCUUAUUUUGUUAUUCAUCGUUUUUUCAUUUGAUUGAAGUCUUUUUUCGACACAAACGUCCUUUAAUGUCCAGCGUCCCCUUUAAGGACUCUGGCCAACAGCUCAGCGCCCAAUCACGGCGCGUAAACUGAACUCUGUUGUUAGCAGCUAGCAUUAGAAAAAACAAUUCCAAUUACCGGAGCGAUAUUUUCCUCCCUCUGUUCAUUUCAAAACCCACAGUUGAGAACAAUUGUAUUUCGGUCAUAAUAGCCAAAGCAGCAACGAGCCUCUUUACUCGGGUGUACGUGCUAAAUACCGGGAAAAAUGACUUCUGCACUGUCUGAUCCAACCCUAGAGAGAAAUUUCAAGGGUCACAGGGACGUCGUGACAAGUGUGGACUUCAGCCGCAACAUGAAACAAAUUGUCACAGGCUCUAUGGAUUCUUGUGUGAUGAUCUGGAACUUGAAGCCUCAGAUGAGAGCUUAUCGUUUCGAUGGACACAGAGAAGCUGUAAACUCUGUCCAGUUUUCUCCAUCUGGUCACCUUGUGGCCUCGGCCUCUAGAGACAAAACUGUACGUCUCUGGGUGCCCAGCAUGAAGGCUGAUUCAACUGAAUUCAGGGCUCACACUGCCACUGUGCGUUGUGUUAACUUCUCCGGUGAUGGACAGAGCCUGGUCACAGCGUCUAAUGACAAAACAAUCAAAGUGUGGACGGUCCACAGGCAGAAGUUCCUCUUCUCUCUUAACCAGCACAUCAACUGGGUCCGCUGUGCCAAGUUUUCUCCAGAUGAUCGUUUAAUUGUGUCCUGCAGUGAUGAUAGAACUAUAAAGCUAUGGGACAAGAACAGCAGAGAGUGCAUUCAUUCUUUCUUUGAACAUGCUGGUUUUGCAAACUAUGUGGACUUUCAUCCCAGUGGAACUUGCAUUGCUGCAGCGAGCACCGACCACUCUGUGAAGGUGUGGGACAUCAGAUCCCAUAAGAUGCUUCAGCACUACCCUGUUCACACUGGUAUGGUGAACACUUUGUCUUUCCAUCCUGCUGGAAACUUCCUGAUCACUGCGUCCAGCGACUCCACAAUGAAGAUACUGGACCUUGUGGAGGGCAAGCUAUUGUAUACACUUCAUGGACAUCAGGGUCCAGUCACAUGUGUGGCCUUCUCUCGGACAGGAGAGUACUUUUCCUCAGGAGGUUCUGAUGAACAGGUAAUGGUCUGGAAAAGCAACUUUGACAGUGUUGAAUGCAGUGUCAGUGUCAAACAGCAACAUAAAAAUGGCGGCGGCUCACUGUCACGACCAGCGAGCUCUGUGCCUCACCUCACCCUGAAUUCUCACCCAUCUGUGCUUCGCAGCCAGACCUCUGAAGCAUCAGAUCACAUGAACAGAAAGGACUCCCAGACCACGGCCCACACGCGGAGCUUUAGUUGUAACGGCAGCCACAGCAGAGCAGCUCACGCCUCUAGCCACAGAGAGCCCACCGUAAGUCCGUCGCCUACCCAGCAGAGUCCGAGCAAACGUCUACAGCAGCCUCCGCACCAAGAUCAAGAAGCACAGUCCCAUCCUCCAGAGAGAGGGGUUCCCUCUGGUCUAACCAACACCCUGGAGCACAUCAUGGGCCAGCUGGAUAUCCUCACCCAGACUGUUUCAAUCAUUGAGCAGCGUCUGACGCUGACAGAAGACAAGCUCAAGGAGUGUUUGGAGAACCAAAUGGAGAUUGGACGACAUCUUCAGAGAAAGGAGGAGGACUGAAGAUGGAGGAGAUGCUGAGCUAUUGUAUCUGGGAGCAAAGCGGGUUGCUCUUGCACCGAAAACAUGAACUUUUUGAAUCACAUUUAAAAUGUUUGGCCUUACACGGCGUACAGCUAGAUGUUCAGAAGUACUGAAACAGUUCACACUGAGCCUUCCUUCUGAUGUGCGGGUUAUUUUACCCAGAUAUCAGGGUGAAGGAGUUGAGUAUUAGAGAAGUUCCUCUAUGGUAAUGCUGAGCAUGCAGUAUGUUUCUGCUGACAAAGGACUAGUCACUUUGUAUAUAUGCAUACACUGUGUGUGUGUGUGUGUGUGUGUGUGUGUGUGUGUGUGUGUGUGUGUGUGUGUGUGUGUGUGUGUGUGUGUGUGUGUGUGUGUGUGUGUGUGUGUGUGUGUGUGUGUGUGUGCGCGUGUGUGUAGAACAGGCAUCUGCAAGUGAAGAACACAUGAGGGCCUCUAGUACUUGCUGAGCAUUGUGUUUAUUUGUAAUUUUAUCUCAAUUUGUAACAAGUAGAAAGAAAUCAAAUGUUCUUGUUUAUGACAAAGUCCAUCAACAGGACCUAUAAUCAGAGCCAGAUUACUGAUUGGUUGGAUUUGACUGUUUUUAAGUCUAAUAUACACAUUAGAGUCAUUGUAAUGCUGUUAUUGUAUAACUCUGGUGAUAAUUUAUUACUAAGAAAUCCAGUGAAAAUGGUAAAAAUUAACAUUUACUGAUAUUAUCAAUAUGUUUAGUUUUACAGAUCAUCUUUUUUUAGUCUAUUAUCCCGUCCCACACAAGCGCCUCCAUACUGUUAAAGCCGGUGUCUCACUGGGCUGGCCAGCAGCCUCAGCACCGUCACAAACUGGCCUAACAUGUUUAUUUUUGAAGAUCAUCCUGAGUUUGUUUCAGAAUGAAGGAGCCUCUCUCUCUGCAUCUAUGUUGGAUUUGUAUUUAAUUGUUGGGUUUGACAACAUUGUCUUGAUCCACCUGUUUUAAGUUAUUUUUAAUAAAAGUUUAAAUGUUCUGGG
Molecule: messenger RNA, 2776 nt
Organism: Nothobranchius furzeri (turquoise killifish)
Lineage: Eukaryota; Metazoa; Chordata; Actinopteri; Cyprinodontiformes; Nothobranchiidae
Gene: poc1a
Product: POC1 centriolar protein A
Biological process (GO): cilium assembly
Cellular component (GO): ciliary basal body; centriole
Molecular function (GO): protein binding
Source: RefSeq, a predicted model, not a curated record